This is a messenger RNA of Fundulus heteroclitus (mummichog), 2259 nucleotides long. Its product is annotated as glial cell line-derived neurotrophic factor. The transcript is spliced from 2 exons. The record is from RefSeq and is a predicted model, not a curated record. Lineage: Eukaryota; Metazoa; Chordata; Actinopteri; Cyprinodontiformes; Fundulidae. Gene Ontology annotation, molecular function: growth factor activity; receptor tyrosine kinase binding; glial cell-derived neurotrophic factor receptor binding. Gene Ontology annotation, biological process: peripheral nervous system development; positive regulation of branching involved in ureteric bud morphogenesis; negative regulation of neuron apoptotic process. The coding region runs from base 335 to 1318 and encodes 327 amino acids.
CACAGGCGCCAGAACCUGGACGGGUGAAAGCGUGAAAAAACCACCACGCUUUCCCUUCCGGCCAUCUACAAAACUUUCCCAAAAACAUAACUUCCACUACCAGGAGCAGCUCUGGGUCCCAGGGCGAGCCUUGGAUCUGCGCGCCAGCCCCUCCCUGGGCAGUCCGCCUGGGGAGGGGACGGAAGCAAAGCGGGCGAAGGACCGCUAGACGUCAGCAUCUCUCCACGUCGACCCAGCCGCGCUGUUCGCGGCCAGUCCGGGCUGGACGGACGGAUGCUCGAUGGGUUGGACUCGAGUCAGCUGGGCUGCUCUCUGAAGAAGAUCCGCCUGCUCAAUGACAACCUGUGCGAGAGGCUGCAAACGAGCCCAAGCAGCGGGUCGUCUUCCUGAUCCAUGUUGCAGAGAGAUCCUGAGGGGUCCUGGAGUUCUGGACGCUGCGUGCGCCUCCUCUGCUGCAUCCGUUUUCGUUGGUUUCCGUCAAACGACACGUCUCGGACUGCGUGUCGCGCCAUGUCCCUCUGUCGGACUGAAGUGGACCAUGAAGUUAUGGGAUAGCCUGACCACUUGUUUGAUUCUGCUCAGUGCAGUGGGGUCCAGCUCGCUGCUCCGGAGCCGACAGCAGCAGCCUGCGCCCGCGGAGAGGAGAGAGGGAGCGCCGGAGAGUCCCCUGGAGGUCCCGCCGGUUCAGAUCCGCCUGUCCGUCAUCUCCCCGGACAUAACCCCUGCGGAGACAGCUGGCAGACGGGAUACAGGCGGGAAAUACACGAUUGAGGAGCUCAUCCAAAGUGACAGAAAUGUUAUGGACUUUAUCAAAGUAGUGAUCAGAAGAGUGCGUCGCUCCUCCUCUGCAGAGCCUCCAUCUACCUCCUUCUCCUCCCACCUCAGCGAAAACUGGAGCAGCAGAACUCGGCACAGAAGGGAGAGGAGGAAGGGAGCAAAGCUGAGGAGGAGCAAAGAGAGGAGAAGGGAAAAUAAAGGAGAAAUGAGCAGGAAGAGCGGAAGAAGAGGUGGCGUUGGACGGGGACAGGGCUGCGUGCUGAGACAGAUUCAGCUGAACGUCACGGACCUGGGCCUGGGCUACAAAUCCAGCGAGGAAAUGAUUUUCAGAUACUGCUCAGGACCCUGCAGAAAGUCCGAAACCAACUAUGACAAAAUCCUCUUUAACCUGGUCAACAAAAGGAAGCUCCCCGCCAAAGAGACGCCCCUGCAGGCUUGCUGUCGUCCAAUCGCGUUUGACGACGACCUCUCGUUUCUGGACGACAACCUCAUUUACCACACCGUGAGGAAACACUCUGCCAGAAAAUGUGGCUGUGUUUAGAAGGAUCUGCCGACUGAAUAUGUUUCAUUUGAAAUAAGAUGUUGAAUUGUUUUUUUUGUUGUUGUUUUUCUUUUGUCCUUACAUUUUUAUGUGAAAGCUGUACUUCACGGAGGGAUUGUGAAUGAAAUUCAACAGGUGGCGGUAUUCAAGUGUUCCUUUUUCAUGAUUCACUUCUUUUUUUUACGCCUCAUCUCCAGCAACAUGCAUCAUUUCUCUUUACAGUUUUCAAACUACAAACAUUCACAAAAUGUCAUUAUGGUUACAUAAUGACAAUAAAGACUCUUGAUUCUUGAUAUCGAUCCUGAAAGAAAGAGCUCUCUUGCAAUAAAGACUCUUCCCUCUGGAAUAUGUUAGUCGCGUAUGAUAUUUAACUUAUGAAGAUCACAAUGUUUUAACUUAUUGAUAUUUAUUACACUUUUAUAAAGGAAUAAAUGUUAUUUAUUGCCGUGAAGGGCUAUGUCAGGAUCUGAUAAUUGUUUACAUCAAACCGAUUACGAUGAGAGUUUAGGCAUUAGGAGGGGAUGUUUAAGGUUCUUUGUAGACUUCCUGCAAAGUCAAGUAAGGAUGCGGUUUUUCCCUUUGCACCAUUUGCGUAUCAGUCGUUCAGUUGUAGUUAAAUAGAACGCUGACUCGUCAAGUCAAAAAGAACAUAAAAUGUGAUCUUUACUUUUACAUGUUCAACAUUAAAGUACUACACAAUGUUUAAAUAAAACAAAGUCUCAUUUCUGUUAAACAGGAAUCCCUAAAUUGUAGAUUAAUAAAAGAGAUAUUUUUAAAAGAAAGACAUGCAAUCGUUGGGGUUAAUUGUCUUCAAAGAAAAUUGUAUCUAGCAACUGGAACAGGACGUGGGCCACUCUUCCUUUGGACAAGUUUGCUUUUUCACCCAAGUUUAGCAAAUGGGUCCUCCCAAGUCUGCUUUUGAAUAAAAGCUGUUGCAUGUU